AUGAGUAUUAUGAGCUAUAAUGGAGGAACAAUCCUCGCCAUGGCGGGGAAUGAAUGCGUUUGCAUCGCCUCAGAUUUGAGAUUGGGAGAGCAAAUGACCACAAUAGCAGUCGAUCAAAAGAAGGUUCAUAAAAUUGGUGACAGAGUUUAUGUCGGUCUCAGUGGAUUUAGUUCUGAUGCGAAAACUGUGCUAGAGAAGAUCACAUUUAGGAAAACCUUGUAUGAACUACGAGAGAAUCGGAAAAUUAAACCUGCAGUACUAGCCACUAUGAUUUCAAAUCUUGCUUAUCAGCAUCGCUUUGGAUCAUUUUUCACAGAACCCUUGGUAGCUGGCCUCGAUCCAGACACUAAUAAGCCGUAUAUAUGCUCUAUGGAUACGAUCGGUUGUAUUGCUGCACCGCGGGAUUUCGUCGCUGUUGGCACUGGACAGGAGUAUUUAUUAGGUGUUUGCGAGAGCUUUUGGCGGGAAAAUAUGAGUCCGGAAGAACUGUUUGAGGCGACUGCACAAUCGAUGUUAUCAUGCUUAGAACGAGAUGCGGCAUCUGGAUGGGGGGUUGUUGUGUACACUAUCACUAAGGACAAGGUUGGUUCAUGCAGUCAAACAAACCUGCUUAUUUUUAUUGCCUUCACUCCCAUGCAAUAA
Cylicostephanus goldi is the source of this 642-nucleotide messenger RNA. The record is from the annotation of a GenBank genome assembly. Lineage: Eukaryota; Metazoa; Nematoda; Chromadorea; Rhabditida; Strongylidae.